GCGCGCCGCCGCUGGACUGCCUACAUAUCUACUCGAGAGCGCGCAGGAGCCUGACACACACACACUCUCAUUAGUACACACUCGAGGAGGUGUGUUUUAGUGUUUGAGCGUUGCAUUGAGCAGGUUCCCGUUCGGAUGAGGAGCGAUUCGAGCGGAAUAAGCGGCGUCGGUCUUUGAUGAGGAUGAUGAUGAUGAAGAGCGCGAGAGACCUGUGAUCACGUUUCAGCAUCAGUCUCUGAGAUGUCUGUGGUGGUUGACCGUGAGAGCGAUCAGCAUCAGGGACACGACACGAGGAGGAACAGCAGGGUUCAGCUCCAGCAGCACUAUGACCGAUGGAGAUUACGACUAUCUGAUCAAACUCCUGGCUCUCGGAGACUCCGGAGUGGGCAAGACCACCUUCCUCUACCGCUACACCGACAACAAGUUCAACCCCAAAUUCAUCACCACCGUGGGCAUCGAUUUCAGGGAAAAGAGAGUGGUUUAUACCACAAACAGCCCCAAUGGAACCACAGGGAAGACGUUUAAGGUUCACUUGCAGCUCUGGGACACGGCGGGACAGGAGAGGUUCAGGAGUUUGACCACAGCGUUCUUCAGGGAUGCGAUGGGUUUCCUGCUAAUGUUCGAUCUGACCAGCCAGCAGAGCUUUCUCAAUGUCAGGAACUGGAUGAGUCAGCUCCAGGCAAACGCGUAUUGUGAGAACCCAGAUAUUGUUCUUGUGGGUAAUAAAGCCGAUCUGAAUGACCAGAGAGAAGUCCAGGAGAAACAAGCGAAGGAACUAGCAGACAAAUACGGAAUCCCCUACUUCGAGACGAGUGCGGCGACCGGAGCGGAGGUGGACAAGGCCGUCCUGACGCUGCUGGAUCUGGUGAUGAAGAGGAUGGAGCAGUGUGUGGACAAACCUUCGGCGGACGCACAAAACACCGACGGCAGCAGCAAACUGGACACCGCAGCGGCCGACGGGAAGAAGUGUGCGUGUUAAAGCAGCGACGGCACCCAUCCGGAUCCUCCUGGCCUACUGUAUUACAGAUGUGUGUGGACUGAGUCUGUGAGAGCUGUGGGACUGCCUCGUCAUCUUUAAUAACCCGUCCACAUUUAGCCCAGAUUAUUACUGUCAGGAAAUGCAUCUGAAAUAUUCAUAUAGAGAUAAAAACCUGAUGUGGCCAUAAUCUGGAGUUGGACACUCAUUAUCUAAAUGAAUGUACAUAAAAACUCAGAGAGAGCUGAACGACGUUCAUACACUACCAGACAGAAUUUAGAAUAAUUAAGAGUUUUUAGUGUUUCU
Molecule: messenger RNA, 1282 nt
Organism: Carassius auratus (goldfish)
Lineage: Eukaryota; Metazoa; Chordata; Actinopteri; Cypriniformes; Cyprinidae
Product: ras-related protein Rab-27B-like
Exons: 7
Coding region: 326-979 (217 amino acids)
Molecular function (GO): GTPase activity; GTP binding
Source: RefSeq, a predicted model, not a curated record